AUGUCUUUUGAAAAAGAUCAUGACCUUGAACUCUACUGUCAAGGACAUGGAAAUCCUCAACCGGAAGUCACGUGGUACAAAAAUGGUGCCAAGCUAAAGAAAAUAUCGGUUUUCUUGAGAAACAAUAAAAAGAAAACUAUGAGGAUGAUUGUUAUUGGCGAUAAUGAUACUGAAGAUGGUGGUGGUGAUGAUGAGGAGGAGGAAGAAGAAGGAGAGGAAGAUGACGAAGAGGAAGAUGACGAAGAGGGAGAAGAGGGUAGUGAUGAUGAUGAUGACAUUCAAAAUGAAAACAGUGACCACCAAACAAAAACGAAAAGAAAUGUACUCUCAAAUCUGAAAACGCACGUGGACCCCGACAAAACUCUUCACAGAAGGAGUCGUGAUCAUCAUCAUCAUUUCAACAAACAAUGGAGAAGAAACAUCAACAACAACAACUACAUCAUCAAUAAGGGAACAAAGCGCUCCACAAAAACAACCAACAAAUUUCAUCAUCAUCAUCCUCAUCAAUUUCGUCAUCUUCCUCAUCAUCUUCAUCGUCAUCGUCGUCAUCUGACAUCUAGCGACAAAGGACACAGCCGUUUGAAAAUAAGUCCAGACCGAACGAAGCUGACCAUCUCAAAGUUGAGGAGCAGUGACGGAGGAGUGUACGUCUGCAAACUCAGCAACCAGGCAGGAAGUGCCAGCAAGGAGACCAGGCUCAUAGUUCAAGACACCCUGGACAUCAUCUUCCGGCAAACGAACGUGACAGCGACGGAAACGGAAACGACGACACUCGACUGCAACUUCUCCAUCGACAGCAGCCACAACCGCCAUCACCGCAUCACUGUGACCUGGUACAAAGACGGUCUCAUGCUCUUUAGGAAAAAAAUUUCAUCUCAAUCAUCGUCGUCAUCGUCGUCGUCAUCUUCGCCAUCAUCGUUGUCAUCAAUCAAGUAUGGAGUCGAUGAGAGAGGUGCCCUGACCUUGAACUACGUGACUCCGGAUGACGAAGGUCACUACGUGUGUGACGUCAUGCAUGAUAAUGACCACAAUGGUUAUGGUGAUGAGGACAAUGGUAACGGUCAUGAUGAUGGGGAUGAAGAAGAGGAAGAGGAGAUGAACGUAGCAACAACCAUAGCAUUUAGAUCCUAUGUUAACGUCAUUUCUAUCAUCAACUUCAACUUUGUUAUAACCACCCCUUUCCACCGUCCAUCCAUCACUGUCAUCCAUCCUGCCAACGAUCGCCCCGCAGUCACUCCACGCGUCCUUGAAAUGCCCUUGACAUUGAACUUCUGCAAAGGUUUAGACGCCACUCUGGAAUGCAAGGCUAUCGGCAAACCAGAUGUUUCUAUGGUCGUCUGGACGAAGAAUGGCAAAACUCUGGAAGCGCACCCAACAGCAGCAACAGGAAACAGAAUUGAGAAGAUGAACAUUACAAACUUGCUGAUAAGGGAGAUUAGCGAACAAGAUGCUGGGCUGUACACAUGCACAGCAUACUCAUCAAUGGGAGCAGGUCAAAGUUCAACUCCUGUCGACGUCACCGUAACAGAUGUUCCAGUGAUAAUAAGACGACCACAGCCCCAACACAUCCGGCUAACACGGAGACACCCAACCAUAGUGCUGCCAUGCAGUGCCCUGGCCAGCCCCAAUGUCAAGAUCUUCUGGCUCAAAUUCGAUGAAAGAAUUGGAUUGUGGACACAAGUGCUUUCCAGCAACAACAACAACAACAACAACAUUAACAACAACAACAACAUCAACAACAGCAAAAACAGCACUAUCAACAACAAGAAUUUUAAAAAUAACGUUAACAGUAGUAGCAACAGUACCAUAAAGAAGAGCAGUCUGGGUGAAAAUCGCAACAAUAACAACAACAAAAAUAACAUCAACAAGCUCAUCUACGAUAUCCGUCACGAUGCUGACAGUAACAACAAAAACAUCAACAACAACAAUAGUUAUAUUAACUCGAAGAAGAGCAGACUGACAGAUAUGUUUAUAAUCUCUAGUAUCAACAACCACUCUCAAAAUCAUCUUCACCACAACAACAACAACGUUAACAGCAACUACAACAACAUCAUCAACAACAACAUCGUCAUAAAGAAUGUGGAUUAUGAUGACUCGGGCAAAUAUAAAAGCGAAUGUAUCACGACGUCCCAAAGUAAUAAAAACAACAUCAACAACAACAACAAUUUCAACAAUUUCAACAUCUUCAACAACAAUUUCAACAUCAACAACAACAACAUCAAUAACAACAGCAACAACAACAGCAUCAACAGUAACUUCAACAACAUCAACUUCAACAACAUCAACAUCGACAACAACAACAACAGCAACUACAACAUUAACAUCAAAAACCACCUCAACAUCAACAACAACAUCAACAACAUCAACAACGUCAACAAUAACAGCAACAACUACAAAGGCAUCAUCACCAACGUCGAAUUCAACAACAAAAAUCAAAUCAACGUAAACAACAACACCAUUUUAAACAACCGCACAAACUACACUAGCAACAACAACAUCAACUACAACAUUAACAGCGAAAACAUCAGCAACAACAACAUCAACAACAACAAUAGCGUCAACAACAACAAUAGUAUCAACAAUAACAACAUCGAUAUUAAUGUCUGGCAGGAAUUGCACAUUAAAAUGAAAUCGCCUUCUUGGAUUAAAUUCAGUAAAAAGAAAAACAACAACAAAAAACGCAACAACAAUAACAACAACGACAGCAACAAACACUUCAAAACCAUCAUUAAUAAUGAGAUGCAUGGCGAAAAAAGUAUCAUCAACAACAACAACAUCAACAACAACAUCAACAACAACUACAUCAACAACAACAACAACAUCAACAAAAACAACAUCAACAACAACAACAACAUCAACAAAAACAACAUCAACAACAACAACAUCAUCAACAACAUCAACAACAACAAUAUCAACAACAACAUCGUGAACGACAAAAAUAACAAAAACAUUAACCAUAACAUCAACAGUGAAAAUAACAACAUCAAAAACAAAAACAACAACAAUAGCAACAACAACAACAUCGUCAGACGUUGUUUUCUUUCGUUAAUAAUAGAAGCGAGAAAAUACAUCAAAUCAUCAUUAUCAUCAUCAUCAUCGUCGUCAUCAUCAUCACAUUUUUUAUCAAUGACUAGUGAUAUUAUCGUUAUUGAAGUCGACAAGGAUGUUGUUGAUGAUGAUGAUGAUGAUGAUGAUGAUGUUGAGGAGGAGGAGGGUGAAAAAAAAUAUGAAGAAAUCAAAUGCAAUGAAGUCACGCACGUUUGCUCCGAGACUUCGACAUAUUUCAAGAUAAACGACCAAAAUGAUGUCACCGGAAGUAGAGAUGUGCCGACUGAAAAUAGGAAUGUUCCAAACAAAAACAGGGAUGUGCUAACCGGAAAUAGGAGAGCAUCUACGAAGCCGGCAGAGGAUAGUUGUGGUGAAUGCGAUGACGACAAGAACAAUGUCAGCAACGACGGGGAUCAUUAUCAGUUUCACAAGCAUCAUUAUCAUGACCGUCACAGCAGUGACGAUGGUAAUGAUAAUGAUAAUGACGACGACGACGACGAUGACGUUGAUGGUGACGUAAGAAGGAAAGAUCAAUCGCUGCCACUGAAGAAGGCACUUCAUAGCAAGUAUCAGUUUAAGAACCCUUCCGAUGUUCAUAUCAGCAACAACAACUACAACAACAACACGAAUAACAUAGGCAACAACAUGAGUAUUAACAACGUAAAUUUCUACAACAACAGCAACAACAAUCACAACAACACACUUAUUUACUACGGUAACAGACACAACAAAAACAACAACAACAACAAUUCCAACGUUAUUAACACGGCCAUCAAUUCAAUUGAACAACUUGGAAUUUCCCUCAUAAACAAAAACGCCAACAACAACAGCACCAACAGCACCAACAACAACAAAAACAUCAACAAAAACAACAACUUCAAUAGCAAAGACAGACCAGCGAGCGUUUUACUAAUAGUCGAUGGCGUCAAAUAUUUUGCAACUAAUUCAACUGUUGAUUCGUUCGAUAACUCAGCUCAAAGCAGGAAGAAUCUUGUUGGGGGUGAGAAUAUUUUAUUUAUUCACACUAAUUUGUGA
Messenger RNA from Helobdella robusta, 4083 nucleotides. RefSeq lists its product as hypothetical. Gene Ontology annotation, cellular component: axon; plasma membrane. Gene Ontology annotation, molecular function: cell-cell adhesion mediator activity. The coding region runs from base 1 to 4083 and encodes 1360 amino acids. NCBI's taxonomy places the organism in Eukaryota, Metazoa, Annelida, Clitellata, Rhynchobdellida, Glossiphoniidae. Gene Ontology annotation, biological process: carbohydrate metabolic process; dendrite self-avoidance; homophilic cell-cell adhesion. The transcript is spliced from 12 exons. The record is from RefSeq and is a predicted model, not a curated record.